GGCUCCGCCUGUUUCGGUCUCGGGGGCUCCGCGAGGGGCCGGGGGCGGCUCGGUAGCUCCGUUCUCCUCCUUUCCUCCUCUCCUCCUUCUCGUCCUCUUCUCCUCCCCUCCUCCCUCCUCCUCCUCGUCCCGGUGCGCCGAGCAGCAGCCAUGGUGAAGGUGUCGUUCAACUCCGCGUUGUCGCAGAAGGAGGCGGCCAAGAAGGAGGAGGAGAACAGCCAGGUGCUGAUCGUGCCGCCCAAGGACCCUGAGGAUGCUGUGCCUGUUGGGCAGAGGAGGGCUUGGUGCUGGUGCAUGUGCUUCGGACUGGCUUUCAUGCUGGCUGGUGUGAUCCUGGGCGGUGCCUAUCUGUACAAAUACUUUGCAUUCCAGCAGGGUGGUGUGUAUUUCUGUGGAAUAAAGUAUAUUGAAGACGGCUUAAAUUUGCCUGAGUCUGGGGCAGAGGCUCAGAGUGCUCGCUAUCACACAAUUGAGCAAAAUGUUCAGAUCCUGGAGGAGGAAGAUGUUGAAUUUAUCAGUGUGCCGGUCCCUGAGUUUGCUGAUAGUGAUCCUGCUGAUAUCGUCCACGACUUCCACCGGAGACUCACUGCCUAUCUCGACCUUAGCCUGGAUAAGUGCUAUGUGAUUCCUCUGAACACUUCAGUUGUUAUGCCACCAAAAAAUUUCCUGGAACUGCUCAUCAACAUCAAGGCUGGAACGUAUUUGCCUCAGUCCUAUUUGAUUCAUGAACAGAUGAUUGUUACUGAUCGCAUUGAAAACGUGGAUCAGCUGGGAUUCUUUAUUUACCGCCUCUGCCGUGGCAAGGAAACCUAUAAACUACAGCGCAAAGAAGCCAUGAAAGGAAUUCAGAAGCGUGAAGCUGUCAAUUGCCGAAAGAUUCGACACUUUGAGAACAGUUUUGCUAUGGAAACGCUCAUCUGUGAACAGUAACGAGGAAUACGACUGUUCCAGGAGACUUAAAAACUACAGUAUGACCCCACCCUUUGUAUUGUGUGCAGUGAUUAUUUUUUAAGAUCUUCUUUUAUGUAAGUAGUAGACAGGGCUUUAUUGCUGAACACCUUCCAUACUUUUCAUCUCAUGACACAUGUAAAAUCAAUAUGUUUUAGUUUUCUCCUUAUUUUCAGGUGUGGUAUUCUUCUUAUAUUUGAAUAGCAAUUGUAUAAAGACUUAGUUGCUAGCGCAUUUCAUGUGAUGAAUACUAGGAAGAAGAGGAAGUCUUUGAAAUAUCCACCGGUUUUUAAUUAAGUACAAUUGAAAAGAAUUAUUAAUGUACAAAUGGACCGCAAGAGCUACUUCUAACUGUAAUAUUACCUGCUAUAUAGUUUGUUACAGCAUAUAGGCAAACCUGUAUUUGACUCUCCCUAACAAAGUGCAAUUUGUUUUGUUUUUAAAAUAUCGUCAUAUUUACCUUUUUAGAUUGAUUUCUGACUUGAUGUUUUAAAAUGGCAAGUGUUUGCUGUAACAAUCUUUUAGAAAAUUAAGGAGUAACUUAUGUUACUAACUUGUAUAUAAUCCAUGUACGUGCAAUGGAAAAUAAAUCUAUAAACCUG
Molecule: messenger RNA, 1550 nt
Organism: Cuculus canorus (common cuckoo)
Lineage: Eukaryota; Metazoa; Chordata; Aves; Cuculiformes; Cuculidae
Gene: ITM2B
Product: integral membrane protein 2B
Exons: 6
Coding region: 151-930 (259 amino acids)
Biological process (GO): negative regulation of amyloid precursor protein biosynthetic process
Cellular component (GO): extracellular exosome; plasma membrane; Golgi apparatus
Molecular function (GO): amyloid-beta binding
Source: RefSeq, a predicted model, not a curated record